AUGGACGUGGACAUGCCUACUACACCAACUCCAACUGUUCGGUCGGCAACCAACGUGGCACGUACUCGGCCUACCCCCACGCCCCGCCCGACCAAUGCUACUGCAUCAACUGCCGCUUCUGGUAGUGGCUCACGAGCAGCCCCCUCAACGCCAUCCGCCCAAACCGAGCCGCGUCGCAUCCGAUGCCCGCUAUGUCUCCGGAAACACCGACUACAGCACUGUGGGCUCUUUAAGGAGUUAUCGCCGACACAACGCCAGCGUGUUGCUCAGCCACAUGAGCAUUGCCUCAACUGCCUGUCGCACACGCAUGUGACGCWGGAGUGUAGUUCUGCCGAUUUAUGCCACACGUGUGGCAGACCACAUCACACGCUGCUGGACAGAACACCACGACGCGAUGUAGGUCGGCCAGCUGCCUCAAGCACGGGUAAACCCCCGCAAGGAAAUCGGACGGUACGACGCCGAACCAGUGCAGCCCGGCUGAGCCCCAGCGGCGUCCAAAAGCGCCACAGCAUCGCCCCGCUACAGGACUCAGCAACGUAG
This is a messenger RNA of Bactrocera latifrons, 540 nucleotides long. RefSeq lists its product as uncharacterized. The transcript has a single exon. The record is from RefSeq and is a predicted model, not a curated record. NCBI's taxonomy places the organism in Eukaryota, Metazoa, Arthropoda, Insecta, Diptera, Tephritidae. Bases 1 to 540 code for a protein of 179 amino acids.